CACACACUCACACACACACUCAGUCAGCGGCAUGUCGGCCUAUAUCCUGGGUGUGGACGUGGGGACCACCUCGGUGAAAGCGGUGUUACUGGAGACUGACUCCAGAGCGGUGGCUGCGAGUCACACUGUCCCAACUACGUCUGAUAUCACUGACAGCAGCGGGAGCAAGGCUAAGGAGCAGGACACAGGUCGGAUCGUAGACGCUGUGAAUCGGUGCAUCGGGCUCCUGCCCAGUGACAAACUGCAGCAUGUGUGCAGCAUCGGUCUGUCCGGACAGAUGCACGGCGUCUUAUUCUGGAAGGCAAAGAGCGGUUGUGAUUGGUCCAACAGAGACUCCUUCACAGUCAGAGACACCAGUCAGCUGAUCACCUGGCAGGACGGACGCUGCAGCAGCAGCUUCCUGUCCUCUCUCCCUAAACCAGACUCCCAUCUCAGCGUGGCCACAGGGUUUGGCUGUGCAACCAUCUUCUGGUACAUGAAACACAGGCCUGAGUUCCUCGAGGACUUCACAGCUGCAGGAACCAUCCAGGACUACGUGGUGUCCAUGCUCUGUGGUCUGGACGGGUGUGUGAUGACGCCUCAGAACGCAGCCAGCUGGGGAUUCUUCAACACUUCCUCCAACCAGUGGAACGUAGACAUUCUAAAGGGUGCCGGCUUCCCUCUGACCCUGCUUCCUCAGUGUGUGCCAUCUGGUGUCUUGGCGGGACUGACUCCCUGUGACUGGCAUGGUGUUCCUGCUGGUACGCCAGUGGGGGCUGCGCUGGGAGACUUCCAGUGCUCUGUCUACUCCUGUAUGAGUGCACUUACAGACGCAGUUCUUAACAUAAGCACCUCAGCACAGCUGACCUUCGCCAUGCCCGCUGACUUCCGUCCUCCAGAUUCUCCUCAGCCCGCCUCCUCCAUCUCCUACUUCCCCUACUUUGACUCCUCGUACCUGGCGGUGGCGGCGUCGCUGAACGGAGGGAACGUGCUGGCGUCUUUUGUGGAGAUGCUCACCGCCUGGAUGAAAGAGCUCAAUGCUGAGCUGACUGAUUCAUGUUUAUAUGAGAAGCUGAUCGGCUGCGCCCUGAACCAGGAGAGCAGCGAUCUGAGGGUGAGCCCCACUAUCCUGGGAGAGAGACACAGCCCCCUCUGCCUCGGUCAGGUCACCAACAUCUCCGCCGAUAACCUCUCCCUUGGCCACGUGACCAGGGCGCUGUGUCGCGGGGUACUGGACAACCUCACCUCCAUGAUGCCAGUCGAGCGUCUGCAGCAGGCGGGGGUCAGCAGGAUUGUGGGUAGCGGGAGCGCGCUCACUCGCAACGAGGUGCUGAGGCAGGAAGUGGAGAAGGCGUUUCAUCAGCCGGUGGUGUACAGACAGAACGCAGACUCCGCUGUCGGUGUGGCCAUGGUCCUCUGUGACCGACUCUAAAUGAGACCUAGAAUCCACAGGGGAAACCUCCCCUGUAUGUUUACAUGAUUAACUGAUGAUUUUGCACACCUCCGAGUUCGGUAUCAUAUGGUAUCACUUUGAAAGAAGGAAGAAUCAAGCAAACAAAAAAUGCUGCAACAUUUUGUAAUCUGUAAUCUUAAAACAAAAGCUACAGCAUAUUUGCCAGGAUAGGGAUCAAAAACCUUGUGUGACUCAUGAUGUGCCGUGAGGUUGUGAAACCUUUCGGACCAAAGGACAGAAUGUAUGACAUGGUUCACAUUUUAGCCCAAACUAGCAGCCACAUUUAAAUUCACUGUCCCCGAAGAGCAAUACAUUGACCAUCUGUGGGUCGCAGUUGUGUUUGAUAGUGUUUUUUCCCCCCAGCCAAAAUCAAUAUGGCAUCGUACAUGUGACGCUUCAAAAUAAAUCCACUGAUUGGUUGAUUUCGGGACUGACGGGAACCAUGUGAGGGCAAAUACAUUGCAUCAACACAAUAUGCUGUGAAAGACUUGGGUCAAACUUCUGCUUUGUUCUUCACUGUAAGGUCUUCAACAUGUUACACACAAGAAUCCAGAUCAGUGUCCAUAUAUCUGAAAUGAAAGUUCCUACUGAUAUGGUAAAUAACCUGAAGCCCACUAAGGGGCUCCUGCACCCCUCCUCUUACUACCACGCAGCUUUACAGACUUAGGUUUCUGCACCAGCGCAGAUGUUUCAAGGGUAGAUAGCAACGUGUUUAUGCUCAUUCCCUUUGUGCUGCUAAAAGACAUUAUACAAAGCCCAUGAAUUAUUUCAGCAUCCAACAAUAAAGGAAAUGUGUCUUUCUCAGGUAUGUCGGUCUCUCCCGCCCCCCUCCCCCAUCCUUCCAUUUCGUGGUUUCUGGGUCAGGUUUCUUGACCCUCUCAUCUUUAAGGUCACCCCGACUAUCUGAGGUUGCUGAAGAGAUUUCAUCUAUCGAUCGAUGCAGACUGUGCCUUCAUGUAAACGGGUCUGUACGAGAAAGCAGUAAUGAGAUACCUUACAGGCUGACAUCAUAAUUACAGGCCGGUCCGUUGGAAAAACUUCAAAACCAUGACACAAACAUUACAUAUAUGAGAUGUGAGAAGACUUUUUAUUGAAUUAUCUUUAGUAAUGCAGCACUAGAAACUAGAAUGUAACUAAAGCACUAUAGAAAAAGUAGGAAUACUAUCCAAAUAGUUAAAGAAUAAGGCUAUAAAGUGUCUUUUAAAACCUUUGGUAUUGUCAACAUAUUCACUGGAGUGAGUAUAGGAGCAUCAUCUGUAACGACAUUUAUGCUGUUUUCUGAUGAUGCAAACAUUUUUAUGAAUCAUAUGUUGAAAAAGUAGGGAUUCUGAUGAAAAUCUGAGUUGAAUUGUUUAGCGUGCCUGCAUAAAAAGAAAGGGAGAUGAGACAUCUUGCACAUAUCAAGGUGUAUAUAAACAAAGUGUGCAUUUGUAACUUACUGCACAAAUUAUCAGUGUGUGGACAUCUUUUUUCUAACAAAAAACAGUGUACUUUUUUAAGAUUUAAACAAUUUAAUAUUCAAAAAUUGCCUUGUGCUAUUCUGAGCUGUAGAACAUGAUUGAGAGCCUAAAAACUCUUUGGACAAUUGAUAUUAUUUCACUGCAUCGUUGUCAGCUACUAUUGUGAUGGUUUCAAGUAAAAUAUUAUUACCAGAGUGGACACAUAUUCCUUUGGUUUAAUUAUCAAAGUGCUUCUACUGAGCCAUUAAAACAUCUCUAUCGCUCUUAAACCCUUGACACUUGUUUGAAAACUCUCUCAGUCAGGAUUCAGUGAUGAUGACUGAAUAUACCCAGUGAUCUGAUUGGAUAGUAGUCGGGCAAGUUGAUCUUAUCAUGAUGAAGUUGACCUGUGAGCCGGGCAACAUUGGCCGCCUUUGGUGAAUAGUUAAAGGUGAAUUGGGGUCAUGGUUCUGGAAAACCAGUCAAAUCACAGACUGACACACUGAUGCUUGUGGGUUCCUCAGCUGGUGUUGCUGCAGGUUGGAAGUGCUUCGAUCAAGAGCUGACAAUUAUCAGUUGUAUAUCAGGGUUGGUGGGGUGUCUCCUCCCCCAUUAUCCCUGCUGUGUUCAUUCUGUGAUUAUAUUUUCAUUUUAUUUACUUAAUGCCCUGAUUUUAGGACAAACUUUGGUAUAAAGGAAAACAUUUUUAAAUCCUUAAGUUGCACUUUCUUCUCCUUCUCUUAAUUCUAAGUCUUGAUAUAUGAUUUCAGUUUGAAUUUCUUCUGCUCAUAAUGUGGUCAAUGUUGUAGGUUGAAAUUAAUAUUCUUCAGUUCCACAUUUUGCUUCAGAUGAGGCUAGAUGCAGAUUAUGGCAAACUGUCCUUUCAAACGUAAUAUUUCCAGCAGCCAUGUUCAUAUUUUAUCUUAUAAAAUUAAUUUAUGUACAGAUUUUUCCUGUGUGGAAAACACACAACAUCACUGUUAUAAAUGUUAGUUUGUUUGUUUGUUUACUACUCAGGUAGGAUUUUGUUGAAUCAACUACAGUUGAUAUGGAAAUAUGCUUCUGUUAGUGCUGCUCACGGCUGAAGUGAUGUGAUUAUACAAAUAAAACAGUAUUACUAAUAA
Molecule: messenger RNA, 3995 nt
Organism: Platichthys flesus (European flounder)
Lineage: Eukaryota; Metazoa; Chordata; Actinopteri; Pleuronectiformes; Pleuronectidae
Gene: shpk
Product: sedoheptulokinase
Exons: 7
Coding region: 32-1411 (459 amino acids)
Biological process (GO): carbohydrate metabolic process; cellular response to lipopolysaccharide
Cellular component (GO): cytosol
Molecular function (GO): sedoheptulokinase activity
Source: RefSeq, a predicted model, not a curated record